UCAACGUCGCCGAUAACAGCGGAAGAUAUCACGAAGCUGUGUGAAGCCGUUCCUCCGAAUUUAGCGGAACUCAUUCGAAAAUACCCCGAGAUUUUCCCGGACGACCUACCCACCGGACUUCCGCCAAGCCGACCUGAAGACCAUCGCAUCGAACUGGAACCCGGCGCACAACCGACAGUUCAGCGACAAUUUCGCCUCAGCCAACCGGAACUCGAUGAAUUGCAGCAGCAGUUAGAUUACCUCAUGACGAAAGGUUUUAUCCGCCCAAGCACAUCCCCAUACGCCGCCCCCAUACUGUUCACACCGAAAAAAGAUGGCGGAUUCUGUAUGUGCAUCGACUACCGCGCACUCAACCGCAUCACCAUCAAGUCCUGUUACCUAAUCCCGCGAGCCGACGACCUACUCGACCAACUUUGCGGAGCCAAGUUCUUCUCGAAAAUCGAUCUGCGAGGAGGUUACCACCAAAUCCGCGUCGCCGCCGAGGAUUGCCACAAGACCGCCUUCCAAACCCGCUACGGUAGUUACGAAUACCUGGUGAUGCCCUUUGGACUCACGAACGCGCCCUCGACCUUCCAGAUGACCGUGAACGGAGUUUUUCGCGAACUCCUGGAUAAAUGCAUUAUUAUCUACCUCGACGACCUCCUAAUAUACAGCCGCAGCAGGGAGCAGCACUUAAAGGAUCUUGAUGCUGUCUUCACGCUGCUGCACAAGAAUCGCCUCAUCACGAAAUGGUCUAAGUGCGACUUUCUUAAGCAGGAGUUGGAGUUUUUGGGCCACGUCGUCUCUACCGAACGCGGUAAAAUCGACCCAGGAAAAUCAAGACCAUACAGGAAUGGAAGCCGCCGACCAACCUCAAGGAACUCCAAAGUUUUCUGGGUUUUGUCAACUACGUCCGCCGCUUUAUUCCCAAUAUGGCUGGGUUAUCUGCACCGCUAACCGACCGAUUGAAGGAUCACG
Messenger RNA from Closterium sp. NIES-67, 957 nucleotides. The record is from the annotation of a GenBank genome assembly. NCBI's taxonomy places the organism in Eukaryota, Viridiplantae, Streptophyta, Zygnematophyceae, Desmidiales, Closteriaceae.